AUGUCUAAUAUAAAUUUAGAAAGCCAACUACGAGAUUUUCAAUCGCAAAGGUUUCCUACAGAUGAACAAACAAUCAUAAAUAAUGCAUCAGUGCUAUAUAGACGGAAGAAGUACUUCCUUCAGGAUUUGCGUGCAUCUAUGAAGUUUUUGGGGUUCAUAUUACUAGGAAUUGUAUAUUUACGGGAUUUGUCAAUGUUGAGAUUGGUGAUCAGGGCAUUCACACAGUAUUCAAUUUCAAACCCGUAUCCUACUCCAAGCAUGAGGGUAACGGUGUCUGAAGAAAGUAAAAAAGCAUUGACCAAGUUUCUCCUUAUCGGAGUGUUUUCAGGAAAUGCAUUCUGUUUCCUCAUACAUUUGCUAUUCGGUAGCUACAAAAUCGCAGAGUCUACAAACGGUUUCUUACACGGUGGAAUGACGCUUCAAUUUAUAGGAGAAAGAGUACCGUACUCGACUCUAGAGCUAAUUUUACUUGAUCUUGGUAUAUUCUUUGUCCAAGUAGUCUAUCACAGCUUGAUGUGCAUGACUGAUGAUUCCAAGGUACUCGAGAUAAAUCAUCCACACACAAAUACGGAAAAUACUAUAGACAGCAUCGAAAACAGUGAACUCGAAGGAGAUGGAUAUAAUGGAAAUGUACAGCUUCUAACCAUUGACAUACUAGGCAACAUCCUCAAGGUCAUGCUGUUCAAAGAGCGAUUUCAAAUACAGGCUUCCACUUUUUCGGAACAAGCUCCUGAGCCGACUCCACAACAUCCAAUGCCUGGAUCAUUCGUAUAA
Molecule: messenger RNA, 774 nt
Organism: Debaryomyces fabryi
Lineage: Eukaryota; Fungi; Ascomycota; Pichiomycetes; Serinales; Debaryomycetaceae
Exons: 1
Coding region: 1-774 (257 amino acids)
Biological process (GO): SREBP signaling pathway; protein processing
Cellular component (GO): Dsc E3 ubiquitin ligase complex
Source: RefSeq, a predicted model, not a curated record